AAGGUGCUGUGCGGGAGGAUUAACCAUUUCAUGAGUCAGAAUCCCCCCGCACCAAAAUGGCUGCUUUGGGACACACAUUCCCUUUCUACACUGGCCCCAAGCCAAUCUUCCCAAUGGACACCACCUUGGCUGUCAUCAUCACCAUCUUUCUGACUGCCUUGGCCAUCUUUAUCAUCAUCCUGCCUGGCAUUCGGGGCAAGACGAGGCUGUUCUGGCUGCUGCGGGUGGUGACCAGCUUAUUCAUUGGUGCUGUGAUCCUGGCCGUGAAUUUCAGUUCUGAGUGGUCUGUGGGUCAGGUCAGCGCCAACACGACCUACAAAGCCUUCAGUCCUGAGCGGAUCAGCGCCAGCGUGGGGCUGCAGGUCGGGCUUCGAGGAGUCAACAUCACACUCACAGGAACUCCGGUGCAGCAGCUCAAUGAGACCAUCGACUACAACGAGGAAUUCACCUGGCCCCUCGGGGGGACCUACGCCGAGGCGUAUGCAAAGGCACUGGAGAAGGGGCUCCCAGAUCCUGUGCUCUACCUGGCUGAGAAGUUCACCCCUCGAAGCCCGUGUGGCCUGCACAACCAGUACCGCCUGGCAGGACACUACGCCUCCGCCAUGCUGUGGGUAUCCUUUCUCUGCUGGCUGCUGGCCAAUGUGAUGUUUUCCAUGCCCGUGCUGCUCUAUGGGGGCCACAUGCUGCUGGCCACGGGCGUCUUCCAGCUCUUGGCCCUGCUCUUCUUCUCCAUGACCACGUCCCUCUCUCCACCCUGCCCCCUCCGCCUGGGCACUGCCGUGCUGCAGAUUCACCAUGGACCUGCCUUCUGGAUCACACUGGCCACAGGACUGCUAUGUAUGCUGCUGGGGCUGAUCAUGGCAGUGGCUCAUAAGAUGCAGCCCCAGAGGCUGAAGGGUUUCUUCAACCAGAGCGCAGAGGACCCUGUGUUGGAAUGGAGUCCGGAAGAAGGAAGUCUCCUGAGUCCCCGCUACAGGUCCAUGACUGACAGUCCCGAGCCCCAGGACAUUCCCUUGUCAGAGACUUCCUCCGAGGCCUGCUGUAAGGAGGAGCACCCGAAAGAUUCCGAUUGUGCUCUCUAACACUCCUCCCCUGACAGCCACCUGGAUCUCAGUCCCCUUUGGAACCCCCCCCCAUGAUUCACCAGAACAAUCCAUGGGGUGGUUUGGGGGUUGUAUUAAACCCACAGC
This is a messenger RNA of Perognathus longimembris pacificus (Pacific pocket mouse), 1190 nucleotides long. It is a transcript of the gene Duoxa1, whose product is annotated as dual oxidase maturation factor 1. Gene Ontology annotation, cellular component: endoplasmic reticulum membrane. NCBI's taxonomy places the organism in Eukaryota, Metazoa, Chordata, Mammalia, Rodentia, Heteromyidae. The record is from RefSeq and is a predicted model, not a curated record. Gene Ontology annotation, biological process: protein transport. The transcript is spliced from 7 exons. The coding region runs from base 57 to 1082 and encodes 341 amino acids.